Molecule: messenger RNA, 1470 nt
Organism: Beauveria bassiana ARSEF 2860
Lineage: Eukaryota; Fungi; Ascomycota; Sordariomycetes; Hypocreales; Cordycipitaceae
Product: Amine oxidase
Exons: 5
Coding region: 1-1470 (489 amino acids)
Molecular function (GO): oxidoreductase activity
Source: RefSeq, a predicted model, not a curated record
AUGACAUCCAAAGACGGUUUCUCAUGGACCAAAGCCGACGGCCUUCGACCUGGCAUCCCUUGCAUUGGAGCCAUUCAGCCGUCGAGCAAUAUCAAAUCGACAGAUACCGAGUUUGAUGUCAUUGUUGUUGGGGCUGGAUAUGCGGGCCUCACCGCCGCGCGCGACACCAGCGUAGCAGCUUUCUCAGGUCUCAAAGUAUUGCUCCUGGAAGCGCGCGAUCGCAUCGGUGGCCGCUCGUGGUCCUCCAACAUUGGUGGCUACCCGUACGAAAUGGGCGGUACGUGGGUGUACUGGGGCCAAGCCACCAUCUGGCGAGAAAUUGCGCGGUACGGUAUGCAGGAUGAGUUGGAGAGCUCAUAUGACUUUUCACGCGGUAUCAACCGAUUCCUUCUUGCCAGCGCCGAGGGCACUCAGUCAUUUACACACGAUGAAGAGAACGUGCUGAUGCAGAAAUGUCUGUCAAAAUUCUUCAACGUCGACGGUAAAGACGGUCGUGAUGCCCUCCCCAUGCCGCACAGUGCCCACCUCACGCCUUCCGACCGCCGCUUCGACAACAUGUCCGUGGCCGACCGCUUGGUGGAGAUCCAGCACAACUUGACGCCCAACGAGCGUCUCUGCGUCGAGGGUUUUGUGCUUCUCUGCAGCGGUGCCACGCUCGCCACGACCAGCUUCUACGAGAUGCUGCACUGGUGGGCGCUGAGCGGGCACACAUACGAGGGGUGCAUCAACCACCUCGUGCGCUUCAAGUUUCGCGGCGGCCAGUCGUCCUUUGCCGUACGCUUCUUUGAAGAGGCACUGGCUACGGGAAACCUGUCGUAUGCCCUGAGUCAGCCUGUGGCGUCGGUCGAGGAUAGCGCGCACAGGAUCACAGUGACAACGAGGAGCGGACAGGCGUUUACAGCCAAGUACAUGAUUUCGGCGAUGCCGCUGAAUGUCUUGAGCAAUGUGGCGUUUAAUCCACCGUUGAAAGAGGGCAAGGCGACUGCAGCAAAGAUAGGUCAUGUGAACCAGACAAUCAAAGUGCAUGCAGAGAUUCUCGAUCGGGACUUGCGCUCCUUUACAGGAAUCAGCUAUCCACACAACGGCUUGAUUUACGGUUUUGGCGAUGGAGAGACGCCGGCGGGGAAUACGCAUGUCGUAGCGUUUGGUGGCCAGCACAAACACUUUCACCCAGAAGACGACAUCAAUCGCACCAUUUCCGAGUUUCAGGGCUUCACGCCAAUGAAUGUUGAGCGAGUGGUCUUCCAUAACUGGUCUCGCGACGAAUUCGCCAAAGGCGCAUGGUUCUUUCCCGCGCCGGGCCUGCUGGCGUCUCACUUUGAGGAACUCCGAGCUCGUCAGGGCAAUAUCUUCUUUGCCAGCUCCGACUGGGCCUCUGGCUGGCGAAGUUUUAUUGACGGCGCGAUUGAAGAGGGCACCAGAGCUGCUGCCAACGUACGAGCCGAUAUGAUUGGCCAGUCGAAGAACUGA